AGAUGCUCACUGCAAAUAGGCUUCCACGUUCCGCUUCAGCCUAUGAAAAUUCUGCAAUCUCAUAUGAUGACGAGGAGCCGACGACUACAAAAUGCUCCAAUGAUAAUGAUGACGUGGAAGAUGGAAAUAUUGAAAAACAAAUUCUAGAAAUUUCAAUCCCACGAGAUACAGAGCAGCCAAAUGGAAUGGCGUUUCGAAUGGUUGGGAGCCGGAGUCGAGGGAUAUUUGUCGAUUAUAUUCAUCCGGAUUCUCCGCAGAGCACACAUCUUCGAGAAGGCGAUCGUCUACUCCGGUGCAACAAGAUCUCACUUCGCGCCGUUUCCGUAGAUCAGGCGGCGAGCAUCUUCCGAUUCUGGAUGUCCCGCUCCGAUUCGCUGACUCUGUUGAUCGAACGAAGAUCCGACGGUGAGAGUGUGAUGAUGCGGCGUCGGCGGCAGGCGAGGCUCUCAAUGUGCAAUGAGCAGCGGGAGCAGACACGACACGUCGUUUCAGGGCGAGCCACGUUACGGAUGACGUCAUCAAGGUCGGCAGAGGUAUUCCGGUGUGGGGACUCGACGUCGUUCCGCAUGAAAUCUCCGAAAUACGAGUCAUUCAACACAUCAUCGCCCUCAAAAUCCAUAUGUCCCCAGUGCAAUUCUCAGACUAGAAUGAUCUACCUACACCAAUUCUCCCAUGGUUUUGUGAACAAUGCAUUCCGUUUUUUGAUCGUUUCCCGUUCAAGCUAUUCACUUUUAUGAACAAAAAUAAUUUUUCAUACUUUUUUAAACCUGCAUCACAUAAAACAUUGAAUAGAAAAAAUAAUAAAAAUAAUUUAAAUACAAAA
This is a messenger RNA of Caenorhabditis elegans, 823 nucleotides long. RefSeq names its product PDZ domain-containing protein (gene F23C8.13). The transcript is spliced from 4 exons. Lineage: Eukaryota; Metazoa; Nematoda; Chromadorea; Rhabditida; Rhabditidae. The record is from RefSeq and is marked reviewed. The coding region runs from base 3 to 737 and encodes 244 amino acids.